AGAAGAGGGGGUUAUGAUCGGCUGCGCCGGGAAGGGGCGGUGCCGUGUGAGGCUGUGUUGCUAGGCAGGGUAAAAUGGCUGCGUUAGACAGGGUGAAGGUGCUGGUGCUGGGGGACUCAGGUGUUGGGAAGUCUUCACUUGUUCAUUUGUUGUGCCAAAACCAGGUGUUGGGAAACCCAUCUUGGACUGUGGGCUGCUCAGUGGAUGUCCGAAUUCACGACUACAAAGAGGGGACCCCAGAAGAGAAGACCUACUACAUCGAGUUGUGGGAUGUUGGCGGUUCAGUGGGCAGUGCUAGUAGCGUGAAAAGCACACGGGCAGUGUUUUACAACUCUGUGAAUGGCAUAAUAUUAGUGCAUGAUUUAACGAACAAGAAGUCCUCCCAAAACUUGUAUCGAUGGUCAUUGGAAGCACUUAACCGAGAUGUGGCUCCAACUGGAGUGCUGGUGACAAAUGGGGACUAUGACCGUGAACAGUUUGCGGAUAACCAGAUUCCGCUGCUGGUUAUCGGAACCAAAUUGGACCAGAUCCCAGAGACUAAGCGCAAUGAAGUUUUGACCAGAACAGCUUUCCUGGCUGAGGAUUUCAAUGCAGAAGAGAUUAAUCUGGACUGCACCAAUCCCCGCUAUCUGGCUGCAGGCUCAUCCAAUGCUGUCAAGCUCAGCAGGUUUUUUGAUAAGGUCAUAGAGAAGAGAUACUUGUUACGAGACGGUAAUCAGAUUCCUGGCUUUUCUGAUAGAAAAAGAUUUGGAGGUGGUGCACUGAAGAGCCUUCAUUAUGACUGAACACUGCUCAGUGUCCAGAGACUGAAUGGAAGAUGAGUUCUCUCCGUUUGCAGCAACAUUCCUGUCCCUGUUGGACUCUUAAAGGCAACGAUCAUCAUGCCAGGCAAAAUACAUUUUAUUAAUUGCUUUGGCCACCCAGGACUAUGGAAGCUACCAGUGCUGAUGAAGGCACAGGGAAGAAUCCCCAAAACCAGUUUUGGGGUUCAAACUCUCUCCUAGGUUUAGGAACCUUGUGGAAAUACUGGAUCUUUUUGAAUUGAGGCAAUAAAUUCAGUGUUUCCCAUGCUGCUGUGGGAAACAUCAUCAUGCACAGCAUGUAUGUGUAACUUUUGCCCCCCAUCUUGGAACAUUUAUGAACACUCUUCAAUGAAUUAUACUAAUUUUACCUCUAGCAGAAAGGGAAUACUAAACAGUUUUCUCAUUUACACUAACAUAAAGCAAAACAAGCAAGCAAACUAUAAGACUAUAUAAGAAAUAGGAUGGAAAACAGUAGAAAGCCAUCAUAUAAAUCAGUGGUACAGCCUCAGCUGGAACUCUCAGUUCUGCGUCACCCCAUCUCAAAAGGGCCAUAACAGAAAUAGAGGUUGUUCAGAGGUAGGUGCUGAAAAUGAUUAGACGCCUGAAAAACAAUUCCCCAUGAAGAGAGAGUGGUGUUUAUAUUGCUGUUUAGUUUGGUAUUUGUAGUUUGGUGAGUACAGAGAAAGUAGAUCAGAUACUCCAAGAAACUUAAAAUUCAUGAAGGGAAGGUAUGUUUUUACAAUGUGCAUGUGGGACUCAAUCUGACAAUCUAUGUUUGAAACCAUAAGCUUAGUGGAUAAGACCAAAAUAUAAAUCAUAAAAACAUCCACAGUUAGAAUAGAGUGGGUAGAAAAUUAUAAGAGAUAUAAACCCAUAUGCUUAAAUGUUGGACCUAACCAUGAAGUUCUGGGGGUUAGAAAGAAAAUUCUCUUAUGGGAAAGUAAUUCCUCUGAAGCAUCUGGUAUUGGCCAUUGCUGGAGAUAAGAUACUAGACAAAAUGAACCACUCGUCUGACCUCUUACAGCAAUUUCUGUACUCUUAAAUAUAAUGUUUUUUGUAUCGGGGAGAAAGAAAAAGUGUUUGAGGUAAUUAAAUGGGCAUCCCAAAGCUCUA
This is a messenger RNA of Caretta caretta (loggerhead turtle), 1916 nucleotides long. RefSeq names its product RAB, member of RAS oncogene family like 3 (gene RABL3). The record is from RefSeq and is a predicted model, not a curated record. NCBI's taxonomy places the organism in Eukaryota, Metazoa, Chordata, Testudines, Cheloniidae.